AUGUUUUGGGUUAUCUUGGGUUAUUUUGGGUUAUUUUGGCCCGGCCCCGCCCCCCCCGCCCCCCCCCGUGUCCCUGUACCUGUUCCCGGGGGAGGGGGGGGGCUCUGCCCGGGGGGGCGGCGCCUCCAGCGACCCCGCCCCCGAGCUCGGCCCCGCCCCCGCGCUCGGCCCCGCCCCCGCGCUCGGCCCCGCCCCCGAGCCUGGCCCCGCCCCCGAGGCCGACCCCGAGGGGUUCUGCGUGCUGGAGGCGCCCGAGAGCCCCGAGCCCGUGACGCCCCGUAUCCGCUGGCUGUCCCCCGGGCCCCUCCGGGUCAUCCCCGGCCAUUUUGGGGUCCCGCGGGGGGGGCGGGACCGGCUGCGCCCCCCCCCGGGGCUGCCCCGCCCCCGCUCCCGCCUGGUGCUGCGCGACCUGAGCCUCACCUGGGCCCUGCACGGGGGGCGGGACUUCGGCGGCGGCCACGCCCCCCACAGGCCCCGCCCCCGCAGCUCAGGCCCCGCCCCCCCGCGGUGGCGCUGCCGGGGGGGCCCCGGGAGGGUCCAGGAGCAGCUGAUGGAGCUUUACCUGGGCAAGGUGUGCCUGCAGCACGAGUGGUACCCCGCCAUGCCGGGGCGGAUUUUGGGGGGCCCCGGGGGGGGCUGCUGGGCCCGGGCGAGACCCCCACGUCCCGCCUGGUGCUGUUGGUGCCGGAGCUGGAGCUGCGCGACCGCCUGGGGGGGGCGGGGGCCGCCGGGGCGCCCCCGUUCCUGAGCCGGCACCCGCGGGGGGCGCCGCCCCCACAGCCCCCCACGCUGUGGCUCAAGGCCCUGCGGGUGCUGCCCCACCCGCCCCCCCCCGGGGGGGUCCCCGAGUGCUGCCUCAGGGUGACCCUGACCCCCCUGCGCCUGCACAUCGACCAGGACGCGCUGAUUUUCCUCAGGGAUUUCGCCGGCGCCUUCCUCGCCCACCUGAGCCCCCCCCCGGGACCCCCCCCGGGCCCCCCGCCCGCCCCCCCCGGGGUCGGGGACCCCCCCAGGCCGGAGCCGCCCCCGGAGCCCGAGGCAGAGCCAGAGACCCCCCCGAUCUACUUCCGCGAGUUCCGGUUCACGGCCGAUGUCCCCGUGUGGCUGGAUUACCGCGGCAAGCGCGUCACCAUGGAGCAGGGCGCCCUGGCCGGGAUCCUGAUCGGGCUGGCGCGGCUCAACUGCUCCCAACUGCGCCUGAAACGGCUCUGCCACCGCCAGGGGCUGCUGGGGCUCAGCCGGGUCGUGUCCUACGCGGUGACCGAGUGGCUCCGGGACAUUCGGUGUCACCAACUGCCGGGGCUGCUGGGGGGGGUGGCCCCGGUGCACGCCGUGCUGCGCCUCUGGCGCGCUCUCCGGGACCUGCUGCUGCUGCCGCUGCAGGGGGGGGGUCCCGGGGGGGUGACCCGGGGGGUGACCCGGGGGGUGACGGCGCUCGGGGCCGCGGGGGCGAGCGCGGCGCUGGGGCUGGGGGCGAGGCUGCUCCGGGCGCUGCAGGCCCUGGCCGAGGCUCUGUUCGGACUCGUGGCCCCCCCGGGCCCCCCCCACCCGCGGCUCCCAGUACGGACCAGUUCACACCAGUACGGGCCGCGCCCCCCCGGCUCGAGGAGCGGCCCCGCCCCCACCGAGGGACUGGGGGGGCCCCGGCCCCGCCCCCAAUAAACUGGGACAGACUGGGACAGAC
This is a messenger RNA of Zonotrichia leucophrys gambelii, 1684 nucleotides long. Its product is annotated as autophagy-related protein 2 homolog A-like. Gene Ontology annotation, cellular component: phagophore assembly site. NCBI's taxonomy places the organism in Eukaryota, Metazoa, Chordata, Aves, Passeriformes, Passerellidae. Gene Ontology annotation, molecular function: phosphatidylinositol-3-phosphate binding. Gene Ontology annotation, biological process: autophagosome assembly; reticulophagy; piecemeal microautophagy of the nucleus. The record is from RefSeq and is a predicted model, not a curated record. Bases 1 to 1662 code for a protein of 553 amino acids. The transcript has 14 exons.